AUGCUUCAGCGGACCACUCUUGUGCAGUCCGUGCAAAAACGGUUGUUUGGUAACAGCCGUACUGUUUGCAAGUCGUCUUCUGCAUCUUUUGUUGCUGAUGUUGACCCAUACACUGUGACGACUUACUCAAGACCGCCAAUUGUUUUCACAAAGGGAGAAGGAUGCCAUCUUUGGGAUAUGGAGGGAAAGAAGUACAUCGAUUUUUCUGCUGGAAUUGCGGUGACUGCCCUUGGCCACUCACACCCCGAAAUUGCAAAAAUCAUGUACGAGCAAGCUACCACACUUGUUCACAGCUCGAAUUUGCUUUACAACCAGUGGACUGGUGAAUUGAGCAAACAGUUGGUUUCGAAAACUCUGGAAUCAGGAAGUAUGAAGAAUGCGUCCCGUGUGUUCAUGGCCAAUUCCGGUACUGAAGCUAAUGAGGCUGCGAUGAAGUUUGCCAGAAAAUAUGGCAAAUCGCUUGCUGAUAAUAAAAUCGAGUUUAUUACUUUCGAAAACUCUUUCCACGGACGGUCGAUGGGUUCGCUUUCGCUGACACCAAAUCCCAAAUACCAAAAGCCAUUUGCACCUCUCAUUCCUGGAGUCAAAGUUGCAAAACCCAACGAUAUCAAAUCCGUGGAAAGUUUGAUCUCCGACAAAACUUGUGGAGUGAUUAUAGAGCCAGUCCAAGGAGAGGGAGGAAUAUUUCCUAUGAAUUCGGACUUUAUGGUUCAGCUUAGAGAGUUGUGCAAUAAGCAUAAUGCACUUCUGAUAUACGAUGAGAUCCAAUGUGGAUUGGGGAGAUCUGGAAGACUCUGGGCGCAUUCCAAGUUGCCAGAAAGCGCUCACCCAGAUAUUCUUACCAUGGCUAAGGCUUUGGGUAAUGGAUUCCCUAUUGGUGCAACUAUGGUUACCGAAGAAGUUGAAAAAGCUUUGAAAGUUGGUGAUCACGGAACCACUUAUGGUGGAAACCCAUUGGGUGCUCGAAUUGGCUUAUACGUGCUGGACAAAGUUUCCAAUCCUGAAUUUUUGCAACAGGUUGAGAAAAAGUCUGAAUUGUUCAAGGUGAAACUCAACGAACUGAGCGAAAAAUUCCCGGAUCAGAUCAAAGAUAUCAGAGGGGAAGGCCUUUUACUCGGCAUGGAGUUGAACCAAGAUCCAUCACCAGUCGUUAAGAAAGCCAGGGAGCUUGGACUGCUGGUGAUCACAGCCGGUAAUAACGUUAUCCGAUUUGUUCCUGCUUUGAAUAUCGAGGACUCUGUCAUCAUCGAUGGCCUCGAUAUCUUGGGUAACGCUUUCCAAGAAACAUUUACUGAAUAAUUAGAUAUAUAGAUAUAACUGAUGUUUUUCAUAUAGUGUGAAUUAUGGACACCCCUUUUGCAUCGAUGACCAAUGAGAAAUAGAACCCUGCCAGAACACUGAUAUAGACCAGGAUCAGGAUUGAGCCUUUGAAAUAAUUGGACUUCCCCUCGGCAUACACGUAGGUGAACAUAUACACCGAGAUAAGUGACGCUAUGCAAUCCCAGCGAGGGAAUAUCAAUGAAAACAAAUUGUUAAUGUCAGCUGGCGUGGCAUUGAUGUUUCUGAACGAAGAGUACAUGGUGACAAUUGGGAUUUGCAGCAAACAGACCUGUAGCGCAUAUGCAGAUCCAAUCUCCAUCGACAGUGCCACAUUUCCAUGGGUUGCAAAUGAAAUAGCAUUGACGAAUUCUGUAGUGUUGGGCACCAACGCAAACACUGUCAAUCCAAGGAAUUUUGGAUCUAUGGGAAAGGCACUGAGAACAUCAUCCACAACAUCCACCAGUAUUUCCGCAAUGACAGCAUACAUUAAAGUUGCCAAGAGCAAAAUUGUAGUACUUUUCUUUCUGGACCAAUUCGGAGCGUCAUGGCCACCAUCUGUAGUUUGUAUAGUUUGACCCGGUAGGCCUUGCAGGCCUGGUUGCACAGCUUGCGAGGCUGGACUUUGCAUGGACUGCUUUCCUGGUGUUCCUCUUUGAAUAUUGCCCUGAGUUUUCUUAUGGUUGAUAGUGCUAUCAAGACGAAGUGAUUUGAUGCUUGUGUUCUCUGUUGCAUUUCCGCUAAAGUUCUCCGUCUUUUUCUCUUUUUCAGACACCACGGGGGUACUCCAAAUGAGCGCUGCGUGUGUCUUAAGAGUAAAGAGCAGUCCAAUACAGUAGGCCAAAAAUAGCCCUAUGGCACAAAUUGCUGCAAAAGGUCUCAAAUAGUCCAGAUAUAAUUUGUCCACUGCGAGAUUCGGCUGUAGAAAGUGACAUUUUUUGCAGUCUGUUCCAGUUUCGUAGUACUCAGGUUCGCAGUCAAAACAUUGAACCUCGUAUUGUCCAUAAAUUUCAUAUAAAAUUGUGGGAGAAAGCAUGACGAAUAUGGCAUAAAGGAGCAUUGUGGAGGAAACACCCGCUGAUGCAGGGUUGUAUCGUUGUGUCUUUCUACGAAAGGCUCCACCACACAUAGAAGUUCCGGGAAGAAGUAGAACGGCUCCCAAAAUGGAGCCUAUCAUGGAUCCCUCGACCAGCUUUCCUUUUGACUGAUUCAGCGCAAUACAGUACAAAAACACUUCAACAAUUGUGGAGAAGAACGCAUUGAUGACAGCACCUAGACCCAUUGAAGUUUGCGCAGAAAUAGAGGCAACUGCUUGACCGAUGAAGUACGCUAGUGGGAUAACGGAAACAAGACACAGAAUAAAGAUGACCACCGGAGAAACAAAGAGAGAUUCCAAACCAAAGUACUCUUUGAGGACGAAGAAAUCGAAAAUGGUGAAAAUCACCAGGAAUAUGAGGUUGAUAAAGAAAAUGUUGGUGCCGUCCACAGUGUAUUUGUAAUAGUGGAAACCGAGGCUUCUGUAAGUGCAAAUUAGAAUGGAUUCGUUGGAUGUAUUGGAAGCCAACUUGCGCUGGUAGUAAUCUUUUUCAAUCUCGAUGGACAAGGCUAACGGAUGUCUCCUGAUAUGAUUGCAAACAGUAAAAAGCACCUUGGCCAUCGGGAUUGUGAAAACAAGUAACCAUAAAGCUGCACCCAAUGCAAGCAUUAUUGGCUGAGCACAAGCAUAGAAUAAGAUAUAGAAGACGAUUCUUCCAAUAUUCCAUUUUCCUCUUCCAAAUAGUCUCUGCUUGUAAAAUGUGGUACCUUCGUCUUCAUCAAGUAUCUCCUCGAUAUUUUCAGAGUUUCCGUCAGAUGCAUAAUUGGUACCUAUAUGGGAUUGCAAAGGAGUACUUUCGCUUGCGCGUCUUUUUCGAUUCGGUGCAGCAUAGAACAAACGGCUCUCGUCUUGAGUUCUCCAUCUUGCAAAUUCGGCGAGCGUGCUUCCCACAUUCGCAUCCUCCGUGAGGUAGUUUUUAUCUGCUCUUAGUAAGAUGAUUUUUCCAAAUGGAACAAACAAAUAAGUGCCCAGAUGUAAGUACAAUUUUGCGUACCUGAUUGAUUCACUUUUCUUAGGAUUUGUAAAAACAGUGAACACUAAUGUAAUGCAGCCCAUCACAAGGCAAAGUAUAAGCAGAACAAACCCGAAAGUGCAACUCCAUAUGAAGUUGCAAAAUGCGUUUGUAGCAGAAACCUCCCUAGCGAUUUGCGGUGUCGAAUGGAUAUCGUUUUCUGCCUCAAUCUCGACUGAUCUGUUUUUCUUGUAGAUGGCGGGCUUCCAAAUACGGAUACCGAAAGGAUGUGUCUCAUUGAUGGCAUCUUGUCUGCCCCUCAAUGUGAAGCUCUCAGCUGAAGAUGUAGACUCGGCGUCUGAAUUGUCUCCAUCUCUUUCGGAGAGAUCUUGGGCAGAAAUACGAGGUUUUAUAGGCUGCCCAUCUUCGGCUUGCACAAACGAGUUUUCCUCACCGUCAUGGUUAAUAUAAUCUCCCUCCCGUUCUCGUAGGAUAGCCAAAUCUUUUGAAGUCGCCAACAGGUUUUGCGCAAUCUCGGCUUCCAGCUCUUGGAUUUUACGAGAUUUUGGAUCAUUAGAGUCUGUUUGUGUUGAAAUAGCCUUUUUGAAGCGAUGACGCAAUGCGUCAGAAUAGCCUUCCAGAUACUCUCUAUUCAAAUCCUCCUCAACCUCGUCUUCGUCAUCGUCAACGCUGAAAAUGUAUUUUGAACUUGGUGCUUUUCGUAAGAAGGGCCUUGCUUUACCUGGGUAAACAUUAGGCCCCGUAUGUGAGGGUGUACUCACUUUUGGAGAAGAAACUGAACUAUUACCACCUACAUUUGGAGAACCAGAUGUGCCUCCUUUAUCUUUGAGGAGAACAUAUUGUCGGUGGUGCGAUGCGGAACCUGUGUGGUGCGGUUGGUAGUUCAUAAGCACAUGGGUAGAGGGAAUCGGAGUAGCUCUCAUUGAUCUUGUGGAUUUCUGGGCUUUCGGUCCCUGUGUGUUACCGCUCUUCGAAGAGAGUGCAGGAGACAAGGGAACGGGAGUAUUAUCAUUGUUCUCUACUUGUGAAUUGGACACUUUUUUUGCUGAUUCUGAGUCGGACAUUGAAUGGCUGUCAACUCUUGAAUUGCCAACAAUUGAGGCCUUGCUUCUUUGCUUACAAAUUGAACGC
Molecule: messenger RNA, 4517 nt
Organism: Ogataea polymorpha
Lineage: Eukaryota; Fungi; Ascomycota; Pichiomycetes; Pichiales; Pichiaceae
Exons: 1
Coding region: 1-1299 (432 amino acids)
Biological process (GO): arginine metabolic process
Cellular component (GO): mitochondrial matrix
Molecular function (GO): pyridoxal phosphate binding; identical protein binding; transaminase activity
Source: RefSeq, a predicted model, not a curated record